AUGACAACGUCGACACUACAAAAUGGAGAUUCCAUAUCAUCAUCGACCAUCAUCACAACGAAUAGUUUAAAUUCUUCACAAGUAUUGCAAUUACAAUCUAAUCAUAGUGGUGUCAGUUUUAUUCUCAUUCUCGAUGGAUGUGUUUUUUUAUUGGGGUUAUUGAUUUUGUUUUGUUGUCUUCAAAAUUUAAGAUUAUGGAAGAAGAAGAAACAGCCAUCCGUGAGUAGUAGUAGUAGUAGCACUCCAUCAUCACCCAGUUUAUCCUCCUCCUCCUCUGCUCAACAAAAUGUUCUUUCUCGCUUCUUUUAUCGACUCUAUUCUUGGCUCUUCCUUGAAAGUGAAUAUGUGAAAAUUGGAAAAUUAUAUGGACAAGAAGUGAGCGUGUAUUUGUGGUAUCAACAUCAAUUCAUAUUGUUUUUUGGAUUUGCAAUGGUGAUUGGAUUGAGUGUCUUGUUGCCAUUGCAUUUGACAGGAACACCAACCAUUGCCAAUUCGAGUCUUUUAAAUACCACUCAGAUUGAGACCUCUUCUUUUCUGUAUAGAACCAGUGUGAAUAUGGUGUUGUCACUUCCUGAUCGAAUGUAUGCUCAUGUGAUCUUGUUUUAUGCCUUUUCACUUUUGGUGUUCUUUUUAUUGCACCGAUUUUCCUCAUCAAAGUUUGUGACACAAUAUAUUAAUAUGGAUGGUGGAGGAGGAACUGUCGAUAGUAUUGAAUCUGAUACUGGUAAUCACAACAACAGCAAUUCAGCAUCUACUGGUGCUGAUCAAGGACGAUUACUGACCUUGUCCAAUACAAAUGCUCCUUCCAAUUAUGGAUCGACUUACAGUAUGGUCAGCAACUAUGCUGUACUUGUCAAGGAUCUUCCAGUUGAAUGCACUGACAAUAUGAAAUUUAGAAAAGCAGUGGAAAGUGUAUUUCCAAAUUUAAGAAUUUAUUCCUGUCGAUUAAUUCAUGAUACGAGUGAACGAAUUAAACUCGAAGAGGAAUACCAAAACGCUCUCCAACAAAUCAAACACUAUGAAUUUGUGAAAAAUGAAACAAAUAAGCAUGUGAAAUUGAUCAAGUUAUUCGAAUCGAGCUCCAAGAAGGCCAAUUGCUUUUCAAAAAUUGUUGAGAGAGUGGAUGCCUUGAAUUAUUGGAGAGAACAAAAAGAAAAAUUAGAACAAAAAAUUUCUGAUUGGGAACAUACGUUUGAAAUGAUGCCAAAAGCAACUGGAUAUGGCCACAUAAUUUUCAAAUCGAUUCAUGACGCAUCCGAGUGUAAAUCUCAAUGCAUGAAUGGCUUGAAAUGGUUCAAAACUAAUGAAGGACUUGAUUUCCGAAUUGAACCUCGUACCUACGAACCAAGUGACAUCAAUUGGAAGAAUUAUGCUGUGACAAGUAAGCAAAGAGGUGUAAGAGUUGGAUUUGUGAAUGUUGCACUUCUCAUUUUGUUGCUAUUUUUCACAAGUCCUCUCGCUAUUGUGUCUGCAAUUCAAACAAUUGCAAACAGAAUUCCACAAGCUGCUGAAGCGUUCAACCAAUUGAAACAAGCAAGUGGAUAUACUGGAGAUUUAUUGUUCCACUAUUUGCCAACUCUAUUACUCUUCUUAGUAACUCAAUUAUUGCCAAUGACUAUUCCAAUAUUAACCUCAUUGGAGAAAUAUAAGGCCUAUUCUGAAGAGUCUCGAGUUUACCUUUUGAGAUUAUUUGUUUAUUUGAUUCUGUCAACAUUGGUACUUCCAGUUUGUUUAUUGACAUCAUUGGAUGGUAUUUUACGUUAUUUCCAAACAGAAGGAAGCGGAGAAGAUUGGAGAACUUUGUUCGAUCGAUUAUUUUUACCUCAAUCGGGUGCCUUCUUCUUGAACUAUGUCAUUCAAUAUGCCUUGUUGGGAUGUUUUGUUGACAUUAUUCGAAUGAAAGAUCUUAUCAAAUAUUUCUAUUUGAGAUUUAAGAGUGUCACAGAGGAGGAAAAGGAACAAGCAACCACCAUUGCUGAAUUUGAUCUUCCUCUCGAAUAUGGAUAUUUAACAAGCUAUUUUGGAAUUUUGUUAACCUUCUCUGUAUUCGUUCCACUUGUGUUACCAGUUGGAUUUUUCUACUUUUUAGUGAAGCACAUUGUUGAUCGAUACAAUAUUUCAAGAUUGUGCUCAAAGAAUGAUCGAGCUCGAUUCAAAAUCUCACCAGACAUUACAUCCUAUCGAGAGAGAAACAAAAUGGUCGUACAAAAAACCUUUGCAUGUCUCAUCCUUGCUCAAAUUUACAUUACUCUCUUCUUUGCCAAGACUGGUGAUGUGACUUAUAUUCAUCUCUUCCUCAUGUCUCUCAUAUUGAUAUUGAGUGUUGUGUAUUGUUUUUAUUGGACAGCUUCUUACAAGACAACCUUUGUACCCUCUGUUGCAUCAUCCGCACAAUCUUUUUUGCAAGGUAAUAGUAGUAGUGGCGGUGGUGUGAGUGGUUUUACAAGUUCCUUCUUUGGUUCGAGUGGAAGUGGUGAUUCUCUCAUUGAGGGUGCUUUUUAUAGCGAAGAGGAAGAGCUUGCCAUUUUCUCCUCGCAAUUAGACAAGUUCAGUGAAUGUUAUUUCCCACCUCAUGCUUUGCAAGGCAUGUCAGGAUUGAGAGAACAAAAGGAGGAGGAAAUGAAACAACAUUUGAAUCAAAUCCAACUCUGA
Naegleria fowleri is the source of this 2652-nucleotide messenger RNA. RefSeq lists its product as uncharacterized. Lineage: Eukaryota; Heterolobosea; Eutetramitea; Acrasida; Naegleriidae. The record is from RefSeq and is a predicted model, not a curated record. Bases 1 to 2652 code for a protein of 883 amino acids. The transcript is spliced from 2 exons. Gene Ontology annotation, molecular function: calcium-activated cation channel activity. Gene Ontology annotation, cellular component: plasma membrane.